AUGGAUGCAGAGAUGGCUUCCUGGAAGUCCACAGGCACGUACGUUGACGCUGUUCCCCCUCCUGGGGCGAACAUAGUCAGUGGCAUGUGGAUCUUCAGGGUGAAGCGGCCGCCUGGUUCUCCGCCUGUCUUCAAGGCGCGUUACGUGGCUCGUGGCUUCAGUCAGCAGCAGGGAGUUGACUACUUUCAGACCUUCUCCCCCACUCCGAAGAUGACCACUCUUCGGGUACUGCUGCACGUUGCUGCUCACCUCUACGGUCUUCGCCAGGCGCCACGUGAGUGGCACGACACACUGAGGACUACGCUGGCGGCACUCGGGUUUACUCCUUCUACUGCCGACCCGUCGCUGUUUCUGCGCACCGACACCUCUCUGCCGCCCUUCUACAUCCUCGUGUACGUCGACGACUUGGUCUUUGCCACAGCUGACACUGCUGGACUCGCCUACGUGAAGUCCGAGCUGCAGAAGAGACACACGUGCACUGACCUGGGUGAACUGCGCAGCUACCUUGGCUUGCAGAUCACCCGGGACAGAGCACGCCGCACCAUUACCCUGACUCAGUCACACAUGGUGCAGCAGGUCCUUCAGCGCUUCGGCUUCACGUACUCCUCGCCUCAGGCCACUCCUCUGCCUACUCACCACUCGCUCUCAGCUCUGCCUUCGGAUGAGUCCGUAGAGUCGAGUGGCCCGUAUGCAGAGCUUGUUGGCUGCCUCAUGUACCUGAUGACCUGCACACGACCUGACCUUGCAUACCCUCUUAGCAUUCUCGCACGCUAUGUUGCUCCUGGGAGACACCGACCAGAGCACAUGGCUGCAGCAAAGAGGGUGUUGCGCUACUUGUGCAGUACGUCGGGCAUGGGGCUAGUGCUUGGAGGGCGCAGUCCAGUGGUCCUCACUGGGCACGCGGACGCUUCUUGGGCUGACGACCAGGCUACGCAGCGGUCGUCACAGGGUUACACCUUCAGCCUUGGUUCCGGCUCUGUUUCGUGGCGGGCUACCCGCUCGUCUUCUGUUCUCGGCUCCAGUUGUGAGGCUGAGAUCUACGCCGGGGCUAUGGCUGCACAGGAGUUACGCUGGCUCACCUACCUACUGACUGACCUUGGAGAGCCGCCUCGUUCUCCUCCAGUCCUGUACGUAGACAACAAGGCCAUGCUGGCCUUGUGUCGAGAGCAGCGACUGGAGCACAGGACAAAGCACAUUGCUCUCCGCUACUUUCUUGCUCGUGAGCUACAGCAGCGUGGACAGUUGCGACUUGCGUACGUGGCCUCUGAGGCCAACACUGCUGAUGUCUUCACCAAGGGACUUGCGCCUUGUGAUCAUCUGCGCUGCUGCACGCAGCUGGGUCUUGUGCCUGUCUUGCCUCACUUGCUCACUUCUUGA
Messenger RNA from Closterium sp. NIES-65, 1377 nucleotides. Lineage: Eukaryota; Viridiplantae; Streptophyta; Zygnematophyceae; Desmidiales; Closteriaceae. The record is from the annotation of a GenBank genome assembly.